UGCCCGGAGCUGCACCCACCAUGGCCCCUUGCCGGCCACUGCUGCUGCUGCUGCUGCUGCUCGGGGACCCUGCUGCACACCCCGCACCGCCCAGGGCCGCACGACACUCGGACGGGACGUUCACCAGUGAGCUCAGCCGCCUGCGGGACAGUGCCCAGCUGCAGCGCCUGCUGCAGGGCCUGGUGGGCAAGCGCAGCGAGCAGGUUGCAGAGAACAGCGCCACCGGGUCCAAGCCUGUAGACGGCCAGCUGUGCCUGCUGUGGUCAGAUGUGCCCACCCUGCAGGCCUGGACGCCCCUGGGGCACCCCAUGGGCCUCUCCCCAUCUCCCUGGCUGCCUCCUGGCCCCAGGCCCGGAGCCAAGAUUUCAGACCCUGCAGGAGAUAUCCGGAGUCCUCGAUGAAGAGGAGGAGCCCAGCCGCUGGCAGGGGCCAGGGGCAGGGACUGGCUGUACUGGACCCCAAUAAAGGAGAG
Molecule: messenger RNA, 472 nt
Organism: Heterocephalus glaber (naked mole-rat)
Lineage: Eukaryota; Metazoa; Chordata; Mammalia; Rodentia; Bathyergidae
Gene: Sct
Product: secretin
Biological process (GO): brain development; positive regulation of pancreatic juice secretion; negative regulation of gastrin-induced gastric acid secretion
Cellular component (GO): extracellular region
Molecular function (GO): hormone activity
Source: RefSeq, a predicted model, not a curated record